This is a messenger RNA of Penicillium odoratum, 2253 nucleotides long. RefSeq lists its product as uncharacterized. Gene Ontology annotation, biological process: intracellular potassium ion homeostasis; potassium ion import across plasma membrane. The record is from RefSeq and is a predicted model, not a curated record. Lineage: Eukaryota; Fungi; Ascomycota; Eurotiomycetes; Eurotiales; Aspergillaceae. Gene Ontology annotation, cellular component: plasma membrane. Bases 1 to 2253 code for a protein of 750 amino acids. The transcript has 6 exons. Gene Ontology annotation, molecular function: high-affinity potassium ion transmembrane transporter activity.
AUGAUAGGGCUCAGCUGGAAGCUUGUGAAGUCCUAUCUGCCUCGGGUACGAUUUCUCACAGUGCACUAUGCCUACUUCAUCGGGGUGUCCUUCGUCACCUCCGCCAUCUUCUGGGGUACCUCAACUCCGGCCAACAGCGUACGAUACAUUGACUCAUUGUUUUUGACGAUCAGCGCCAUGACCCUAGCUGGUCUGAACACGGUCAACCUGUCUACACUAAAUACCUUCCAGCAGAUCUUAUUGUUUUUUCUGAUAAUGUUUGGGUCCACGGUAAGAGGUUAUUUCUACAUUUCCAGGUCCCUGAUCUCAAAGUGGCAAUUGACGCCCUCACUUCUGGAUUGGAAGGCUAAUCAAUUAGAUCUGGUAAUCGCAGUCCGCAAAAGAGCGUUUGAGAAAAGAUUUGAGGAGAUUGUGCAAGAAGAACGGCUCCGAAGAAAGACAUCCCUUAGCUUGAAAAGUGUCGGCCGUCAAAUUACCUGGCCACGCCCUCUAUCGCAAAAGCGUACGGUAUCCAUGGAGCCCGAUUCGCAGGCGGAUAGGCGACGUUCUUCCGCCUCAUUUACACUUCCAGCUUCAGAAAAUAUCUCUUUCCGCCCCACGAGGUCACAGACCAAAAACCAGGGGAAAAUUUCAAGAACUAAUUCGGCUCACAGAACACAAUCUGGCCUACAAGUAGAUGAUAAUCACUCCAUGGCCAGAGACGACCCUGAAUUUUCAGCGCGUUGCGAAACAGUACCAGAUGCAGGUUCUUCUGGCGAGCCAAACGACACCGAAGCUACCGACACUCACAUUACAUUCCCUCCUAACCUGCGAAAUGGCCCUGGAGAAACCACCUCAAGCGGAGUACGCCAACGCAUGCGUCGUCCAUACGUGAACGUCCAGAGCAUAGCAGCUACCCAGCACCAAUUAGAGGAAGGCCUAUAUGGUGAGCAUUCUGAUUUGGAUGACACCAGCCAUUUGCACUUUCUACACAAAUUCAGCCGCAAUUCCUCGUUUCAUAAUCUGAGUGAAAGAGAACGCCAAAGGCUCGGCGGUGCAGAGUAUCGAGCCGUGUCCCUGCUGUCCAUUAUCGUGCCAGUCUACUUUCUGCUAUGGCAGUUGCUUGGUGGAAUCGGAGUCGGUGCGUAUAUUUCGAGAAACCACGCUGCACUGGCUAGGUCGAAUGGACUAAAUCCGUGGUGGGUGGGGUUCUUCUUCGCCAUAUCUGCCUUCAACAAUUCUGGAUUGAGUGUGCUUGAUGCCAACAUGAUCGACGUACAUCUUGAUCACCAUGGGUCUUCUCAUCCUAGCUGGCAACACCUGGUAGGCUCCUUCAAUAUCAUUCUGAGACAUUUUAUCUCUGUACUCAUUAUUUUUGUGAAGCUAUCCAAUAUUCUUGCGCUGGAUAUUGUGCGCUAUACGUGUGCUUCUGCCUCGCAGCGAACCUUGACGUUUCUCCUGGAACAUCCACGUCGAUGUUAUACGACUUUAUUUCCUGCCGCACAUACCUGGUGGCUUCUAAUGUCUGUGAUUGUAUUGAAUGGGAUUAGUUGGGUGGCGUACGAGGUCCUCAAUUACGACAAUCCGGCAGUUGAUAUCAUCCCAGUAGCUCCACGUGUGCUGGACGGACUAUUCCAAGCGCUUUGCGUUCGAAGUGGAGGCUUCUAUAUCACCAACAUCGCUGCCCUCGAAAUAGGCAAUCAGGUAAUCUAUGUGAUUAUGAUGUAUAUUUCCGUCUAUCCUUUCGCCAUCACGAUGCGCCACUCAAAUGUCUACGAAGAAAGAAGCCUAGGUAUCUACGCAGACGACCCUUCUUUGGUCGGAGAUAGCGAUACGGAUUCAUCGGCAACUUCAAGCUAUCUAUCGCCCUCACUGGGACGGAUGUAUUUCCUCCGGCACCAACUCCGCUCACUGAUAGCAUAUGACAUAUGGUGGAUCGCCCUAGCCGUCGUAAUCAUCUCUAUUGUGGAAGCCGGCCAAUUCACUCGGGAUCCAUUGACAUACUCUGCUUUCAACAUCAUCUUCGAAACCGUCAGUGCCUACGGCUGCGUUGGAAUCAGUACCGGUCUUCCAAACCAACUCUAUAGCUUCUCUGGGGGCUGGCAUACAUUGAGCAAGCUCGUGCUUUGUGCUGUGAUGAUUCGAGGUCGUCAUCGAGCUUUGCCGGUGGCAAUUGAUAAAGCCAUUAUGCUGCCUAGUGAAAAGCUCGCCAAAGCAGAAGAAGAAGAUGCUUUGAUAAGAAUUGAGCGAACAAUGAGCCGGACGACUCGAUAA